GUUCCAAGAGUCCUCUGCACGAUAACAGGGAGGAGUUACAUCACGAUGACGCAUUGACGUUUUGUGCGUGACGAACCAGGAAAUAAAAGUAAACAACGCAUAGGAAGACGAAAGCGUUAUGUAGCGUCAGUCAUCCAUUCUCAAUAGGACUCUGUGAGUUUUUUGUAAUUCAUAAUGCGUGAAGGAGUUAUAUCGCGAUAAGGACAGGGACCCAGUUAAAGACAGUCUGGAAACCGGUAAGACACUCGUUGAGUUCAGACGAGUCGGGUGCGGCAGCCGCUAAUGAUAGCUAGCUCGAUGUGGCAAUUUCCUGUAUUAUUUGAAUUUGUUUACAGAUUGAUAUGCCAUCACAACCAUGGCUUAAAAACAUCUCCUUGACGUUAGAUUUAGCUAUGUUAGCCAUCAGGUCGUCGGAGGAGGAGUCCACAGAGAUUGAGGAGAUGGACACCUCAGAGCCCAACUGGUGCUGGUUCUACUUGGCUGAGUGUGGAGUGUGGCAUAUGUUUGAGAUUGAUCCAAGCGCAGCCUGCUCUGUGACUAGUUCUCAGAUUGAGCAGUGCUACAACAGAAACCAACGAGGUGUCAUGGAAUUCUACACAGCCAAGUACACCUACAGACUGGACUUCUCAGUGAUGCGACAGAUAAAUGUAACGACAGGGAAGCAGCGGCCAAUCAAACGCUCCCUCCACUCUGCAACUGGCUUCAGGUUUAUUUGUGAUAAUCUGGCCCUGCCUGUUCCGUGUCAUUGGGAGAGAAUCAAUACAGACGAGCCCUAUCAGCUCAUCCAGCUGGGAAGAGACACCUAUGAAUUUAAAGAAGUCGCCAGACUGUAUGAAAGGACGAUGGAUCAUCCAAUCAAAUCUAUCCAGAGGAUUCAGAACCUGGACUUAUGGGAAUUCUUCUGCAGGAAGAAAACACAGUUACGAAAAGUCAAGCGCACAUUGGAUAUUGAGGAGCGAAUGCUGUUUCAUGGCACGGGACACAGCAACAUACAAGCUAUAUGUACAUUUAACUUUGACUGGCGGCUGACAGGAAGCCAUGGCGAUGUCUAUGGCAAAGGGAGCUACUUUGCCCGGGAUGCCAAAUACUCCAGUAAAUUCUGUCACACCACUGGGAAGCACCACACCACGCUGCAGAGACACGGACUCGCCCCACCGAUAUUUGCAAGCGAGCCAUCCUACAAGACCAUGUUCCUGGCCAGAGUGCUUGUCGGAGAAUAUACAGUCGGUCAUGCUAUGUACUGCAGACCGCCCUCCAAGGAUGCCAGCUUCACCAACUUUUACGAUAGUUGUGUGGACGAUAUGGCCAAUCCAAAGAUUUAUGUCAUUUUUGACAGCAAUCAGAUUUACCCAGAGUAUCUGAUUGAGUUCUACUGAAGCCUAACAAGAAGACUUUUCGUAUAAAUAUUUCGGAUACAUAAUCAAAUGACGGGGUGAAAAUUGGAAAAAGAACCAGCUUAAGGGACAUUUGCCUUUUCGUUCAGAGUCAGAUCCAGUGGCUAACUGGAGCAUGGGUCAUCUAAAGUGCCUUUGGGGGAAAACAACACAAAACAAGAAGAAGACAAUAAAGACUUUGUGUACAGUUUGCAUACUGUACAGUAUAUUCUAAGACGGACCCUUGUUGUCGGAAUGAUCCUGUGACGUAAAAACGAUGAAAAUACUGACUGAAGAUCCGUCUUUGUGGCAACUUUUGUAUUAAAUGCAAAAAUCUG
This is a messenger RNA of Etheostoma spectabile (orangethroat darter), 1711 nucleotides long. Its product is annotated as protein mono-ADP-ribosyltransferase PARP11. Lineage: Eukaryota; Metazoa; Chordata; Actinopteri; Perciformes; Percidae. Gene Ontology annotation, molecular function: NAD+ poly-ADP-ribosyltransferase activity. The record is from RefSeq and is a predicted model, not a curated record. Gene Ontology annotation, cellular component: nucleus.